Passer montanus (Eurasian tree sparrow) is the source of this 2463-nucleotide messenger RNA. It is a transcript of the gene ERICH6, whose product is annotated as glutamate rich 6. The record is from RefSeq and is a predicted model, not a curated record. The transcript is spliced from 9 exons. Lineage: Eukaryota; Metazoa; Chordata; Aves; Passeriformes; Passeridae. The coding region runs from base 20 to 1738 and encodes 572 amino acids.
GGGCACGGACGGGCCGGGCAUGGACGGGCCGGUUCUCGCCGCCGCGCCCGGCGGAGGGGCGGACGAUGGGGCGCACCGUGAGGCGGGCGGGCCCCGCUGGCUCCCGCCCCCCGAGCAGGGCACGGGCCGCCCGGCAGAGCCGCGGUACGGGACCCCCCCGGCCAGCCCGCAGCCCACCCCCACGGGCCUGCCCACCCUCCUGGCCUACAGACCCGAGUCCUCGCAAGAAAACGUACACCACGAGGCAGAGGAGGAUGCUGAGCCCACGUGCGAGUACUGUGGCAACCUGCUGAGGCCGUUCCCCUUCUGCGAGGACGGGGCUCCCGCCGAGGACCAGGAAGGCAGAUUCUGCUGCGAGCGCAGCCGAGAGCUCUAUGAGUUCAUCAGGAAGGAGAAGAAGAGGCUCGAGGAUGCCAGCAGCCUUCCCAGAGCUGUCAGCACCCAGGAAUCCCUCAGCUCUGAAGCCAACCUGCCGCUGUCAAAGGAGCAAACUGGGAGGCAGCAGAAGAGACACCUGGCUAGAGAGUUGGCUGACCAGUCUUUAAGGCCAAGUGCCACUAAAGGGUCACAGCAAGCUGGAUCCAUUUCCUACGAGCCUUCCCAGGAACUCCCAUCUCCCAAAGCCGGGUCACCAGUGCCUGUUGCAAGUGCAGACGAGCCCCAGCCCCAUUCUGAGCCCGAGCUCCAUUCUGAGCCCGAGCUCCAGCCCAAGGAGAAGCCCGAGCCCGAGUCCUGGCCUGAGGAGAAGCCCAAGCCCGAGUCCUGGCCCGAGGAGAAGCCUGAACUGGAACCCCAGCCCAAGGAGGAGCCCGAGCCGGAGCCCUGGCCUGAGGAACCCGAGCCGGAGCUUCGGCCCGAGGAAGAGCCCGAGCUGGAGAAGGAGCCUGGGCCUGAGCCCGAGUCCCAGCCUGAAGAGGAGCCCGAGCCUGAGAAAAAGCCCAGCUGGGACAAGAAACCCAUGUCCCGCAGCGUCCUCGGCUACGAGUUCAGUCUGCUGGGGAAAAAGGUGGGGAAGGGUAAAUUGGUGCAGAAGUACUACAAAAAUGGAAAGAAAUUCCUUACCAUGCUCCCAGACGGAACCUCGCAGUUAUUCUAUCCAUCUGGAAACCUGGCCAUCAUCAUUACACAAGCCAGAGACGAGCUGAUGUGCAUAGUACAGGAGGACGAGCCGAGGACAGUCAAAAUCCGAGCACUGUUUCAGUCUGAUGGCAGGAGCACAUGCUAUUACCCGAGCGGAGAUGAGUGGAUAAAUAUGAGUAUCCAGGGUGGGCAGUAUUUGGACCAAGCAGGAAACAGGGUGAGAAGGUGGAUGUGGCCGAACUUGUCACCAGGACCCCAGGUGCCACUGAGCCCCAUUUUCAUCUCCCUGAACCGCCACGUGGGGGUCAGGAUCCUGGCCCAGGACAAGAUCUUCGUCUCCUUCCUCGCCAUGGGGCGACAAGCAAAACUCAACAUGGGAACCAAAGUGCAGGUCAGCACCAGCAGCCAGCUGCCUCCUCCAGCCCGGCUGGGUGAGGAUGAGCUCCUGCUGCUUGCCUUCCGCGUGAGGAUCCUGCAGCUCUUUGACAGGAUGCGGGGAUGCCUCAACUUCCCUUCCAGUGAGCAGUGGAACAAAAUGCAGCCUCCCAUGUACCUCAUCACCCAGGCUGUGAAGAUCCUGGAGCUCUGCAUGGCUGCUGACAUAAGUGAUGAGCUGCGCAGCUCCAUCAAGGCGAUAGUAAACACCCAGGAACUCUGACCAGUGCGUGUGUGGUGUAAGGCAAAAUGAGCCAGACAGUCCCUGAUGCUGUGGCACCUGCACGUGCUCAGCAAGGUUUCUCCUCGGGCCCUGCCUGCCCUGGUGCAGAGCAAAGGGCAGCCCAGGGCUGAUCCACACAGCCCCACAUGGGAGCAGGGCAGGCGGUACCAGCCCGCAGUGACAACGCCUUGGUCACAGAGGCACGAGAGGGCUUUGCUCGGGCAGAGCAGGCCCGUGCUCCACAGCAGCGCACUGCUCCUGAGCAGGCUCCCUCCUGCCUACAGCCCCAGCUGAGUCCGCCUUCAGCCCUCGGGCAAAGCACAAGGUUCAAAGGGCACAGCCCAGCCAGGGCUUGGGACAGCUGCACAGGCACCCACACAGGUACUGCUCUGCCACUCCUGACAAGAAGGUGGCAGCAGCAGGGAGCCCCCAGUGUUCCUGGUGCCCAUGGCAGCUCAGCCAGCUGCAGGUACAAGACAAGGUGGUUCCCUGCACAGAGAACAAAUGCCUUCAGAGUGCCCAAGUAAUCACCUAUGCUUGGCUCCAGGGAGCACCAGCUGCAGCCUGCGCUGGGCUCGGGUUCAAGCACUGCAAACAGAGCUGUCAGGGGGUGUUCAGAGGCCCGUGGUGCUGCAGUCAGCAGUGAGGAACGUGCCAGGCUCUCAGAGCUGCCUUUGAAACUAGGGGUGCACUGGCCAGCUUCCCCUAGGGAGGCCACUCCUCAA